Messenger RNA from Nannizzia gypsea CBS 118893, 978 nucleotides. RefSeq lists its product as hypothetical. NCBI's taxonomy places the organism in Eukaryota, Fungi, Ascomycota, Eurotiomycetes, Onygenales, Arthrodermataceae. The record is from RefSeq and is a predicted model, not a curated record. The transcript is spliced from 3 exons. Bases 1 to 978 code for a protein of 325 amino acids.
AUGCGUGGUAACCUGCUCAUUUUUUUCCUUACCUGGCUGCUGUCUCUUUCCAGUUAUGCCAGUGGGGAUGAUAAAAUUCCUGGGGACAAUAGGGUAGCCCACGUCUUUGAGCGCAUAUGGCUGUGGGAGAUGUACGAAUUCUUCUGUGAUGCUGACACUGCCUCCGCGCAGCAAAAGCUCUUCCCUCACUACAACGAAGACGGUGACCCAUUGGAUCGAAACAUCGGUAGAAAAGGGGAUAAAAGGCUCGACUACGCACGGUUCCAGAAGCGACUACAGGAAGGAGGACACUCCAGGGCCAGCCCACCGCCCACGAUAGACUCCCCAGCGAAUGGAGACCCUUUCAAAUCAGCCAAGCAGCUCCUAGACCUAGGGUGGUCUAAUAUAUUCGAUUCGAAAGAGGUAGAUCCUACGCUCCCAUAUGAAAAGAGUUUUGAUCCUCGGAACUACCCGGAACUCAUAGACAAGACUGAGCAGCAUUAUUCAUGGCUUCGCUUGGGAUUUGCGAAGGAUCCAUAUGGCGAUAUAGACAAUCCAGACCGUAUCAAGCGCAUUGCGGACAUUGCCGAAACGAUCGUGAUAGCUCGCAAACAGGAUAGAUUUCAAUACAUCACUGAUUCUGUCACUGUGCCGAGGAAGAAUGGAGGACUCGGAUUGGAGAAGGUGGUAACUACAAAACAUCAGACGGCGCUGAAGUAUAACGGCAUGCCGCUAGGACCUGCAGUGUACGAGAAGCCAGACUGGAAAGAGACAUACUUGGCAAAUUGCAUAAAGGGAGACAAAAAUAGGCCAGGCCCAAAGUUAAAGGCCCUGGGGGUAGGAAAAUAUAAUGAACUUGUCGAUGAAUUUAUAAAAUUUGGCAAGGCUACAGACGAGGGAUCCACUAAGUCAGACAAGAGCCAUCGUCAUGUGCUUGCGAACUGGAGUGAAGUUAGUGCAAAAGCCAAAAUGACAAUCGAGGAACUAAAGGGAUGCUAG